AUGAAUCGGGAUCAAUGGCACUCAAGUUACUGGUUAGUGUCGUGGCUCUUCCUAUUACCCUUGCGCUAUUCAGAUGCAGCGAAUUGGGCCCAAGUCAGUGGUACAAAGCACACAAAUGCAGCAGUGAGAGAGAUCACACCGUGGACAAGUCGACAUGGUCAUGCAGUGACAGCGUUGGACUUCAGUGACGACUACGAGCGCAGUACUGGACAAAAGGCGAGGCUUUUUGUGCUGGGUGGAGACUCGAACGUUCAGGGAUCACAAGACCUAAGAGCGUAUCCUGGCGGUGGUGCAAUGCGUAACGACGUGUGGAGUACAACCGGACCGACUUGGAACGUGCAAACCAAUAUCCUUAAAACUACCAAAUGGGGAGACCCACUACCUCAAAUUGUAUCAAAUGUAACGUGGUUACAGACGAAUAACGGCAAGCGUCCACCUCGAGGUAUCACUUACACCGAGUGGAUCUCUUGUGCUGCCGCUGCCUGGGCUGUCAAUCCUCCUUCAGGAUGUGAUGACCCCACUAAACCUCCUGGCGCGUACUUAGCCGAUAACAUGUUCUCUCCUCGUCGAAACUUCGUCGCUCUGGCCUUCCAGAACGAGCUCUUUGUCUUCGGUGGUCGUGCUCGUGAACAUUUUCCAGUACCUCAGUCGCAACAACGUGGGGGUACGGGACCUGGAACCAUGGCUCCACACAACGUCCGAUGGCUGGAGUUUGCUGUAUUGAAAAACGAUGUGUGGCGUAGCAGCGACGCAGGUGCAUCGUGGAAACUCGUGACUCCAGGUUGCACUUAUCCACAGAGCGCUUUAGUUCACAAAGCUUCACGUCCAGAGCUCCAAUGUGAGGAUGACGACCAGUGUGAAGGUGACGCAUCAUGCCAAGUAGAUGAAGCCACAGCAACAGGUUUCUGCGUCUGCAACAUGUGGUCGCCUCGCGAAUUCCACGCUGUCGUAGUGUUCAACAACGCCCUAUAUUUAUCCGGUGGAUACGCUCUCGUUGAGUUAGGCAACUGCGGUGUCGAGGAGAAUGCUCGCAAACGGCCAUCAGGCGAAGAAUUUGCGUGUAGUGGUGGAUAUCGGGCUUACUUGAACGAUAUUUGGACAUCUACAGAUGGUCAGCACUGGAAAAUGCUCAAGCUUCACGCAGAGUUCUCUCCUCGAGGUGAGCACUCGAUGGUAUUAUUCAACUCAAUGCUGUAUAUACUCGGUGGACGCACUGGAGCUUCAAAGACAGAGGAAGGGACUGGUCAAGCGCAGACUAAGCUAUUGAAUGAUAUAUGGGUCAGUACUACUGGUUCUACCUGGACUCAAGUAACAGAGGCAGCGCCAUGGACACCAAGAGCGAAGCAUGAGACUCUUAUGUUGCCUGGCGCCACCGAUCAAACCUCAGGAGAUGAUCCAGAAGACCAACUGAUCUUGAUUUUUGGUGAAGACGCAGAGCGAACACUGGAAGAUGUUUGGGUCUGGAAAGGAGGAGACUCGAACUGGAUCAAAGAUUACUCGUCUGACACAGCUUUUGUUGAGUAUGUACGACCGGCAAGUGACGUGUCGUAUCUACGGACGAUGGUGGAUACCCAUGUACUGGCGCUGGGUGUUGCCGGAGUGAAGAUGAUUCAAGAUCUUACGAGUCUUUCAUUCGACCAAACGAUAGCUCUACGAGAACUUAUGCCUAUUUGCGACUACAUUGCAUUGGCCAAACUUGUGGUAGAACAGUGCACCAUACAACCAUCAGAGUACGAAGGUCAAGAGUUCGCCAAUGUCAAGGUGAUUCAAGGAGCCAAUGGUGACGAGGAAGCAGCUGAAACAACGACUACUACUCAAGAUGAGACCAACUGGGAUGGCUGCACACACAUUGGUAGUAAGGUGGUAGAUGCCAGAACUGGUCGUCUUCGUUGGGGUGACGUACUGGGAGUCGAUCAAGUUCAGGUACUUCGAGACGUGUUCGUCGAUGCUCAAGAGAGUAUUUGCCAGUGGAGACCUAAGCCUCGAUCGGGUCACGCCGGUGUAGUUUUCAAGCGUAAGGUGCUGGUUCUAGGUGGUCUAACAGCGCCUGAUUACUAUGAUAACGACGUCUGGUAUCGCGACGCUCGUCGACCACGAGCACAAUUCACGUUGGUACCUACGAGUGGGAGUUCGGACACUGUGUUUAAGUUUGAAAGCGACAAACCUUACUGCGUCUUCGAGUAUUAUUUGCUCGAUACAGUGGAGCAGCUCGUCGUGUGUAACUGGACGGUAACUCUAGGCGAAGUGGACUUUGAGAACUGGUUAGACUCGGGCACAUUCCGCAUGCGAGUUCGAGCUCGAGACCCUGCUGGUAAUGUGGACGAGACGUUCGAGGACGGUCGGAAUGAACACACGUGGGUGUAUGAGCGUCCGCUGCCCUGGGGUCUGAUCAUCGGUCUAUCCAGUGUCGGGUUGGUGCUGUUGAUUGGAUUCUUGAUGGAGUGGCGGAAGCGCCGCAAACGUGCAGCUAUGGAGCGCUACGCCAUGAAGCGUAUGCGUCGCAAACUUAAGAAGAAGAACGCUGCUGUUACCAUUGCAAAGGAAGGAGAUCCGAAUUGGCGCGAGACGUAUGACGACGCUAAGGACGGGAAGAAGGGCAAAAAAGGUAAGAAAGCGACUACCAAGAGGAAACCCACGACAGCUAAAGACAAGAAAGACAAAACGAAGACAAAAUCUAAGGAUAAAAGCAAGAGUAAGGACAAAACGAAGGACAAGAAGGUCAAAUCCAAGACAAAAAGCGGGAAAAGUGACAAGAAGAAAAAGACAACGAAGACGAAAGACGAUGCGAAAAAAACCAAGACAGCAGAAGCCAAAGCCAAAACAAAGUCCAAGGACGCAACAGUCAAGAAGAAGUCGAAAGACAGCGCCAAGACAGUCGAGAAGCGACCCAGCAAAGCAGCCAAGAAAGAGAAAUCUGAUAAGAAGAAACCCGACAAGACCAAAAGCUCUGAUAAGAAGAAAUCGAAAUAA
Molecule: messenger RNA, 2970 nt
Organism: Phytophthora nicotianae INRA-310
Lineage: Eukaryota; Oomycota; Peronosporomycetes; Peronosporales; Peronosporaceae
Exons: 1
Coding region: 1-2970 (989 amino acids)
Molecular function (GO): protein binding
Source: RefSeq, a predicted model, not a curated record